Messenger RNA from Pocillopora meandrina, 1709 nucleotides. The record is from the annotation of a GenBank genome assembly. Lineage: Eukaryota; Metazoa; Cnidaria; Anthozoa; Scleractinia; Pocilloporidae.
GAUGAGAGACCUAGAGUUGUGGAAAGGUAUGACAAUUUUUUGUAUUGCUAAUAGCAUUGUCAGUAAUUGCCGACAAACUAGCACUCUGAACAAAGCCAUGUAAGGAUGGACUUGCUACCCAAAUGCACUGUUCUUGUCGAAAAAGAAAAGUUACCUCAGAAACCAGUCGUCAAGGGUCAAGUCAAAAGAUUUUGGUUGUGUCGCUAGAAAAUUUACCUGAUCCUCCAAUAACACGCCGUAAUAUUCCUAUAAUCCACCAGGCAAUAAAUAAUGACUGUUUCCUAAAUAUCAUAAGCAGUUCAUGAAUUAAAUCAGACUUGUGAAUGAUAAUUUAGGUAUUGAUCUUCGCACUGAAAUUUUUAGUCGUUAUUUACCCUUUAAGCGACCAGUCUGAAGAGAGUUUAACAUUGGUUCCUGUGGGUGCUACCCCUCAGUUGGAACUUUCUGAAAGCAAUAACGAUCGUAACCAAGAUACCGAAGAAUCUCCCCGAGAUGAAUAUGAAGAAAUUGAGCUGUCUCCACCUGUGAUGAUGGUAUGUUUAUGUUUUCUAAUAAUCAUAAUAGCGAAGAUUUCACUGAUUUCGAGUAAUUAACAGUUAUUCAUCACCGAGGCGGAAGCAAAGAUCCAAAAACUUUAUAUAAUCACUGAAUACAAGAGAUUAUAAUAUCUUGUUUUAAUGCAUAAUUAUACUUAAAGAUCUAAGUUAGUGUAUGGUUGAUAUCGUGUCGAUGGAACCUUGGUGAGGUGUCGGUGGAGUGUGGGUGACGGGUGGUGAAGGGUGAUGAUAUGUCCGUGGAUUGUUGUUGGCGUGACUGUGGAGUGUUGAGUCGGGGGAGCGUUCAUGGCUUGUUAGCCAUUAUUGUUUAUCUUUCACACAUCCUUUUAACCAGGUAGAUACUGCAGUAUUUGUUGAACUCCUCAGCAUUUUCAUGAAAGAGUUAAGGCUUAGAAUCUGGACCCAGGACUUAUCAAAGUUUCAUACGGCGUUGCCGUAUGAAACUUUAAUUAGUUCCCCACGGGGUCUUUGACCUCUUUUAAGAGAAGUGAUAAGGUUAUUACCCUCGUUCACAAAUCGGUUAAUAAAUAUUGUAUUGACUAAACACAUUUUGUUUUUGUCUUUCCCGUAGGUGCCUAGCGACAGUGCCCAGACUCCUGUAUAUGCGCAAGCGUCAAGCGCUUGUUCCUACACCUACGCACACUCGUACACGCCAGUAGAGAAAAAUAAUGGGAAAGAACACGAGUACGUCAAUCAAAUAAAGACUUCGGACUACGCAAAUACGUACAUGCCUCUCACCAAUCUUAAGAGGACAGCCGAAAAUUCUUGUGCAUAUGCAUCACUUCUGCCGUCUAAAGAGGAAAAGGACGACAACCUUUAGGGCAACGGUGAAUACACUAUUCCAUUUUUAUAAGAACCUUUUUCAUCAGGAAGUCCAGGCUGAGACUAAACAAGGUUUCAAGAACAUACUAAGAACACACCCAGGCUGAGAGUCAGUAAAGAACAUCUUUAUUUUGCUCAUUUUCUUUUCUUUGGCUGGAAUAUGCAGAUGUGUACAUGCCUCUCAGCGAUGCCGGCAAUACUAACAUGUCAGCUGACAAUUCACGCGCGUAUGCAUUGCUUUUGAAGUCUGAAAAAGAUGACAAUAGCAGUGAAUACGUUAAUCAACUACAGGCUUUGAGGCCGAGUUUCCAGAGACACGAUGAAAUUUAA